AUGAUCCAGAACAAGAGCGACGGUGUCACCGAAAGCUAUGAAGCGAGGCCUGUGGAAGAAGAGAGAGAAGCCCGCCUCAUAGUGCGGAAAUUCGACGUACGGCUGCUAACCCUGUUCACAGUGAUAAACCUGUUCAGCUUCAUCGACCGAGUCAAUAUCGGGAAUGCCCGCUUGCUGGGUUUGCAGGAGGACCUGGACUUGUCCGGCCUCCGCUUCAAUAUCGCGCUGACAUGCCUGCUUGUCUCAUACUGCGUUGUCGAACUACCAUCCAACAUCCUCUGCAAGCUUAUCGGUGGCCAUAUAUACGUGCCGAUACUAGUCUUCUGCUUCGGCACCGUUACCCUGCUUACCUCGCUGGUGACCGAUAGAGGGGGGUUGUAUGCCUGUAGGUUUAUCCUGGGCGUAUUUGAGGGAGGGAUAUCCCCAGGAAUCGUCUUUCUUCUGUCAUUAUUUUAUCGCCGCCAUGAACUCGGAUUCCGAACAAGCAUCUACAUCUCCGCGUCCUCUGCGAGCGGCGCAUUUGGCGGCCUGCUUGCCAUCGGUCUAGCCAAAAUACCUGCCUGGGGACUGAUCCACACGUGGAAAAACAUCUUUUUCUUUGAGGGGCUGGUAUCUGUUAUCCUCGGGGUCAUCGCAUUCUGCACCAUCCCAAGUGGCCCCGGAAGCGCGAGGUUCUUGACCCAGCCGCAAAGAAAGCUGGCUGUAGAUAGGAUCCAGAUCGAUGCAGCUGGGACGAGUGAGCAUUCACGCACUAGACUGCGACAUGUUAUUCAAGGCCUAACGAAUCCGCCUAUCGUGGCCUGCGCAGUGGGGUUCUUUUUUGGGAAUACAUGCGCACAGUCGUUCUCCCUCUUUUCGCCAUCUAUCAUCCAGGCAAUGGGAUACACAGGCGAGCUCGCGCAGCUUCUUUCCGUUGGACCAUAUGUCGCAGCCUGCAUUGUCUCCAUAAUAGUCGGCUAUAUCUCAGACCGCUACCACACCCGCGGCUGGCUCAUCCUCCUCACAGCCCCAAUCGGCAUCACGGGGUUAGGCAUGCUCCUCUUCCUCCCGGCAUCCAACCCCGGCGCAAAAUACGGCGCUCUAUACCUCGCCGCUCCGGGAAUCUACGCCUUCCUCCCGUUGUGGAUUACCUGGGCUGUGAACAACGCGGCUACGCCAACUGUCAAGGCUGUUGCGGCGGGACUGGUCUUUGCUGUUGGUUCGUUGGGCGGCAUUCUUGCGCCGUGGGUGUAUUUGGCCAAGGACGCGCCGGAGUAUCGGCAGGGUCAUGCGAUUCUCUUUGCGUUUUUGUUUGGGUCAUGGGGGAUUUGUGCGGUUUUGAUAGGGUAUAUUAAAAGGGAGAAUAGGGCGAGGGAGAUGGGGAGGAGGGAUUGGGUUCUUGAUGGGCUAUCGGAGGAGGAGAAAGUGGAGUUGAGUAGUCGGCAUCCGGGGUUUAGGUAUGCAGUUUAG
Messenger RNA from Aspergillus versicolor CBS 583.65, 1449 nucleotides. RefSeq lists its product as uncharacterized. Bases 1 to 1449 code for a protein of 482 amino acids. Gene Ontology annotation, molecular function: transmembrane transporter activity. The transcript has 5 exons. The record is from RefSeq and is a predicted model, not a curated record. Lineage: Eukaryota; Fungi; Ascomycota; Eurotiomycetes; Eurotiales; Aspergillaceae. Gene Ontology annotation, biological process: transmembrane transport. Gene Ontology annotation, cellular component: membrane.